AUGCAGAUUGUCCGGCGGCUGUACCUCUCCGGGCUGGUGUUUGCCGUGCUGAUCCCGGCAGGGUGGCAGAUGGGCCCCAAGGACUUGGGUGACACGUCCAGAUGGCGGUCGUAUGAAUCACAAAGCGCCCGAAGCUUCGCGUCCAACCUCAAGCGACACUCGGAAGGCACCUUCACCAGCGACUUCACCCGCUACCUGGACAAGAUGAAGGCCAAAGACUUUGUGCACUGGCUCAUCAACACCAAGCGCAGCUCCACGAAGAGGUACCUGCAGGAGGAGCCCCGCAGCAUCCCUUUCCCGGCUGCGUUCCCACCGCCCGC
Molecule: messenger RNA, 320 nt
Organism: Fulmarus glacialis (Northern fulmar)
Lineage: Eukaryota; Metazoa; Chordata; Aves; Procellariiformes; Procellariidae
Product: glucagon-like
Exons: 3
Biological process (GO): adenylate cyclase-modulating G protein-coupled receptor signaling pathway; positive regulation of insulin secretion involved in cellular response to glucose stimulus; negative regulation of apoptotic process
Cellular component (GO): extracellular region
Molecular function (GO): hormone activity; glucagon receptor binding
Source: RefSeq, a predicted model, not a curated record